AUGGAGAGAAGCAAUCACACAGUGACCAAGUUCAUCCUAGUGGGUUUCACCACAGACCCCAUGAUGCAGCUGGUCCUGUUCGUGGUGUUCCUCUGUGUGUACUCUGUGACCAUGGUAGGAAAUACCAUCCUCAUAAUGUUGAUCUGUAAUGACUGCCGGCUACACACUCCCAUGUAUUUUUUCAUUGGGAAUCUGUCUUUUCUGGAUCUCUGGUAUUCCUCUGUCUACACCCCAAAGAUCCUUAUGACCUGCAUCUCUGAGGACAAAAGCAUCUCCUUUGCUGGCUGCCUAGCUCAGUUCUUCUUCUCUGCGGGGCUGGCGUAUAGUGAGUGUUACCUGCUGGCUGCCAUGGCUUAUGACCGCUACGUGGCCAUCUCCAACCCCCUGCUUUAUGCUCAGGCCAUGUCAAGGAGGCUGUGUCACUGUUUGGUUAUAUGUUCCUAUACUGGAGGUUUUGUCAACGCUGUCAUACUCACCAGCAACACAUUCACAUUGGAUUUCUGUGGUGACAAUGUCAUCGAUGACUUUUUCUGUGAUGUCCCACCCCUGGUGAAGUUGGCAUGUGAUGUGGAGGAGAGCUACCAGGCCGUGCUGUACUUCCUCCUGGCCUCCAACGUCGUUACCCCCACUGUGCUCAUCCUCGCCUCCUACCUCUUCAUCAUCCAUGCCAUCCUGGGGAUCCACUCCACCCAGGGCCGCCUCAAGGCCUUCUCCACUUGCUCCUCCCACCUGACCUCUGUCACCUUGUACUAUGGCUCCAUUCUCUACAUCUACUCUCGUCCAAGUUCUAGCUAUUCCCUUGAGAGGGACAAAAUGGUUUCUACAUUUUAUACUGUGCUGUUCCCCAUGUUGAACCCCAUGAUCUACAGUCUGAGGAAUAAAGACGUGAAAGAAGCUCUGAAAAAAACCCUUCAGGUUCACAUUAUCUGA
Hipposideros armiger (great roundleaf bat) is the source of this 930-nucleotide messenger RNA. RefSeq names its product olfactory receptor 1013-like. The transcript has a single exon. Bases 1 to 930 code for a protein of 309 amino acids. NCBI's taxonomy places the organism in Eukaryota, Metazoa, Chordata, Mammalia, Chiroptera, Hipposideridae. The record is from RefSeq and is a predicted model, not a curated record. Gene Ontology annotation, biological process: G protein-coupled receptor signaling pathway. Gene Ontology annotation, molecular function: olfactory receptor activity; G protein-coupled receptor activity. Gene Ontology annotation, cellular component: membrane.